Molecule: messenger RNA, 1902 nt
Organism: Carassius auratus (goldfish)
Lineage: Eukaryota; Metazoa; Chordata; Actinopteri; Cypriniformes; Cyprinidae
Product: protein phosphatase 1 regulatory subunit 3G-like
Exons: 1
Coding region: 63-866 (267 amino acids)
Biological process (GO): regulation of glycogen biosynthetic process
Cellular component (GO): protein phosphatase type 1 complex
Molecular function (GO): glycogen binding; protein phosphatase 1 binding
Source: RefSeq, a predicted model, not a curated record
AGACCACCAAUAUAUGACUGCACUCACGUGCGACUGUUAUUAGCUCAUAAGACCGCUGCUAUAUGCGCCUCUGGAGUGAUUCUCCUGGAAUGACGCAUUUUAUCAUUGGAGAUUACAAACCUGGGAUGGACAUGGACGAGGAGCAGAUGGAGAACGGAAUGGAUUCCGAUGAUGACUUUCAACUCGAGGAGAUACCCGAGUACCUGACAGACAGGAGAAGAGCCAAGUCCUUACCUGCGUAUCCAGAGCAGGUCAAUCUGUACCACCAGAUCUCCCAGAAACACGUGAAGUUCGCGGACGCGCUCGGCUUGAAUCUGGCGAGCGUCAAGCACUUCAGCAGCAGCGACGAUCCUCAGAUCCCAGCUAAAGUCUUCACCAGGCUGAAGAGCUACCCUCUCCACAGGGACCAGGAGAUCAUGGAUGACUUGUGCGUGAACAUGAAGUCUUCUCUGGCUCUGGAUUAUCUGGUCCCGGCGUUCAAGACGCCCGUGGACUCCGGUGACUUGGAGACGCGGCUGACGCGCUGCCGCGUCGCGCUGGAAAGCGUCACGGUCACGCAGUUAGAUGUCCGUGGGAUCAUACGCGCGUUGGGUGCGAGAGAGGUUGGGGUCAGGUAUACAUUCAACGACUGGCUGUCGUUCGUGGACGCGCAAGCCAUCCCCGAGCCCACAGCGCACAAGGCGCGCGGAGAGCGCUUCUCCGUCACCAUGUACACGCCUCCGGUCUUGGGUCCGAGCGCUGCUGUGCACUUCGCCGUGUACAUGAAGGAUGAUAACUCUGAGUUCUGGGACAACAAUGAUGGGAUGAACUAUUCCCUGAAGCAACCUGCCACAGCUCGUCAUCCAGACAGACGCGACACGAAGUGAUGCGCUUUGACGCAAGGAUUCAUUACGCUUUUCACCGAGCACUGUUACGUGCUCUCAGAGAGGUUAUACAGUGGAUUGACAUUAAAAUCUGCUUAAAAGAAAUAGUUUACCGAGAAUGAAAUUCCCUUCAUCAUUAGUCUCCCUCGUGUUGUUGCAAACCCCUUUGAUGACGUUUCUUUCGUGGAAAGAUAUUUUGCAGAAUGCCCAAGCUGCUCAUAGAAAACACCAUAAAAGUGCCAUAAAUGUGGUCCAUAUGUCCCGUGUGUUAUGUUCUACAAUUCUAAUGUCACAUACUAUUGUUUAAGGAACAAACUUCAAUUAUUGUUAUUUUUAAUGGCCAAAACUCUUUUAAAAAGCAUGUCUUCUGCAGUCAUGCCACAUUUUAAAUUUAAAUAAAUAAAGAAAGAAAGAAAAGAAAGGUAGCUGCGACUAAUUUACAGAACUCAGAAAACUCAGAAUUGUGAGAUAUAAACUUGCAGUUCUAAGAGGAAGAGUCAGUUCCCAGAUAGCAACAUAGUGGUGGGCCAGAUCCGGCCCAAAUCUGGCUUGCGUGAAAUUCAUGUGAGUCAGAUGUGGGCCGGAUCUGGGUCAAAACUGCUCACUGUCUGGAAUGUAAGCUAAACUCACAAUUGCGAGAGAUAAAAAAAAAAAAAAAUAUUAUCAAUAUUAUUAUUUUUUCUUUUUUUAUGCUGUAGCGGAACCAAGCUUCCUUCAGUUCAAAGCAUUCAAAUGCAUUGAAAUACAAAACCAAUGAAAUUUGACACUUUUGACUAUGCAAAUCAAAAUAGGAGUUAUCAAGGAGAAGCUUUUCAGUGUGAACAUUAAUUUCAGACUGUUUUUCACUCACACAAACACUCCAGAGGACUUUAUGGUGUUUUUUUUUGUGUGUGUGUGUUUUGAGCUUUAGGUUACUAUGUUUUUGUUGCAUGGAAGAGAGCAGUGUGGACAUUCUUACAAACAUCUCAUUUAGUGUUCCACAGAAGAAAUAAAAUCAUAUCAUUUGAAAUAAUAUGACGUUGAGUAAAUAAUGACAAUU